AUGAGGGCAAAUAACGAGAUGCGUAAUUUUCUCGAACAUCACCCUAUACUAAAAUCUGCGCCUCUCGAUCCGCGUGACGCGUUUUUUGGUGGCCGCACGGAAAAUAUCGUAACUCGACUCGAAGUAGCGGGGUACACGGAGAAAAUACGUUACGUGGACGUGUGUUCUCUGUAUCCUUACGUAUUAAAGACGGGCGUUUUUCCGAUCGGCCACCCUGAAAUCUAUAUCGGAGCGGAAUGCUCGUCGUUAAUCGGCGACGGACCAGGGUAUAAUUUCGACCCGGUCGAAGAUCUUGUACGUUGUCGAGUACUCCCACCGCGCAAUCUCUUUCACCCGGUACUCCCGUAUCGUGUGCGUGGAAAAUUGCUGUUUGCGUUGUGCCGGAAUUGCUGCGAAAUGUUCUCGCAGUCCGCGUGCACUCACGAACAUCCUGACGAACGUGAAUUUGAGGGUACUUGGGUAUCAUGCGAAUUACGUAAAGCCAUCGAGAAAGGUUAUCUUUUGAGGCAAGUAAAUGAAAUUUGGCAAUACAAAGUUGCUCGCUACGAUCGCGAUACGCGGCAGGGCGGAUUGUUCACCGGAUAUAUAAAUUCCUUUUUGCAAUUAAAGCAGGAAGCUAGUGGAUGGCCGAGCGAAUGUGUAGAUGACGAGAGUAAAGCACGAUACCUUAGUGAAUAUGAGGAAAUCGAAGGUAUUACACUCGAUAGAAACAACAUCUCACGUAAUCCCGGCUUGCGCUCGGUCGCGAAGCUCUGUUUAAAUUCCUUCUGGGGAAAAUUCGGCCAACGAUCGAAUCUUCCUAGUACCGAGAUCGUAGAAUCGCCUCAGCGUUUCGCAACUUUGCUCACUAGCCCUGAGCACGAAAUAACUGACAUAUUACCAGUCAACGACGAGGUAUUGUAUGUCUCGUGGCUACUGCGAGAAGAGGCAAUCGUAGCUUCUCCGAUUACCAACGUUGUGAUCGCGGCAUACACGACGGCACAAGCUAGGUUAAAAUUGUAUGAUUAUUUAGAAAAGUUAAAUAUGCGCGUAUUAUAUUGCGAUACCGAUUCUGUUAUAUAUUUGAGUAGUGGUGAUCCAAACGAGUACGAACCACGUACUGGGAAUUUUCUGGGCGACAUGACGGACGAACUCGAGAGCUACGGCAACGGUAGCUACAUCGAGUCGUUUGUGUCGGGAGGCCCAAAAUUUUAUGCGUAUGUGAAAGAGAAAGGCAAGAGGAAGGAGAAGAUGAAGAAAACCGUGGAAGGGAACCCGUGA
Messenger RNA from Solenopsis invicta (red fire ant), 1260 nucleotides. RefSeq lists its product as uncharacterized. The record is from RefSeq and is a predicted model, not a curated record. Gene Ontology annotation, biological process: DNA replication. NCBI's taxonomy places the organism in Eukaryota, Metazoa, Arthropoda, Insecta, Hymenoptera, Formicidae. Bases 1 to 1260 code for a protein of 419 amino acids. The transcript has 2 exons. Gene Ontology annotation, molecular function: nucleotide binding; DNA binding; DNA-directed DNA polymerase activity.